Messenger RNA from Coccinella septempunctata (seven-spotted ladybird), 3211 nucleotides. Its product is annotated as protein RRP5 homolog. The record is from RefSeq and is a predicted model, not a curated record. Gene Ontology annotation, molecular function: RNA binding; protein binding. NCBI's taxonomy places the organism in Eukaryota, Metazoa, Arthropoda, Insecta, Coleoptera, Coccinellidae. Gene Ontology annotation, biological process: rRNA processing. Bases 200 to 3124 code for a protein of 974 amino acids. Gene Ontology annotation, cellular component: nucleus; nucleolus; small-subunit processome. The transcript is spliced from 16 exons.
ACAUAAUUCUAUGACUAUCUUUAUAGUUCUCUGACUGUACCAAAGAAAAACUUCUGUUUCCUCUUUGACUGUAUAUUCGUGUUCUGUGUUUGACUGUACUGUGGUUCACUAGCGCGGUAAGCAUUUCUUUUAGGUUAGGCUAGACAUUCGCGUUUUUAAAUUUGAUGAAUGAUAAUAUUCAAAACCAGAAGAAAUAAAAAUGGAUAUCUUCCCAAGAGGCGGUAGAAAGAUUCAUGCAAUAAAACGAAAGGCAAAAAAUGACACGCUUUUUGGAAAUGUGCCGAAAAAAAAUAAGAAAGAAAAAUUCGAAAAAAAAACCAUAAAAAGUGCAGAGGAAAACCAAAUAACACAUAUUAAAAUGCUUUCGAGAGAAACAAUUUUGGAAGGCAUGACGUUAUUAGCAUGCAUCAAAAAAAUUACUGAAAAUGCUUUAGAAAUAGAGUUACCUGGAUUAAUCACUGGAAAAGUAAUGAUUGAUUCGAUAUCUGACACACUUGUUGAAACAUUGAAAAAGGCACUAAAUGACUCAAAAAUAACUUCAGUAUGUGAUGUAUUGAAAACUUUUUUUCAUUGUGGGCAAUUUGUUCCUUUGAAAAUUAAAACAAUACAAACCAAAGAUGAAAACUGUGUCAUUCUUGGAAGUAUAUCUCCUAAAGAUGUGAACAGUGAUAGAUUUCAUAAUUCUUUCAAAAAGGGGGAAUUAAUUUGGGCUACAGUUAUAUCAGAACUUGACCAUGGAUAUCAACUAGAAUGUGGUGUUACAAAUUGCAGAAUAUUUCUUCCAAUUCAGCAUUUAGAAGAAGGUGCAAAACCAGAAAUUGGACAACCAAUCUGGUGCAAAGUGCAUCGAGUUGAUACUGAUAAUACUGCUUCUAUUCUAAGAGUGGGAACUAAGAGGCAACAUAUUGAUUCAAUUCUUACUGAUGAUACUAUUCCAUUGAGUUCGAUCUUACCUGGAACAAAGGUGGAGGUAUAUGUCGAAAAGGUGGUCAAAAAUGGAAUACACUGUAAAUUCUUGGAGAACUAUACUGGUUUCAUUCAUGAAUCACAGUUAGAUCCAGUAAUGCGAAACAUAAAUACCAUUAAGGAAUCUACAGUGAUGUGUGGAUAUCUUCUAUAUGUGGAAAACAUUACUAAAAUCGCCCAUUUGAGUAUGAGAAGCUUGGCUUCAAUGUAUGAAUUGGUAUUUGAAAGGGGCAGUAAAGUAUUUGCAGAGGUUAUAGGAAGGAAUGAAGUUGGUGUUUAUUUCAAACUCAAUAAAAAUGAAAAAGGUUGGGUAUCUAACAAACGUAUUUUGAGCACUUCGAGAACCAAUGGUAAUAGUAACAAUUUCAUAAAAGAAAAGUUUCCUAAAGGCAGCAAACACCAAUGUGUUGUUUUGUGUUAUAAUCAUAUGGACCGUGUGUACAUAUGUGGUGUAGAGAAAGAGCUUCUCAAGGAAAUAUAUUUCUCUUCGAAGGAUUUGAAGGUGGGUGAUCUGGUUGAAGGAUCGAUACAAGAGAUUAAGAAAAAUGGCGUUAUUCUGUCAGUUGGACGAGUGAAGGGUUUCAUACCAAAUAUUCAUUUAACCGAUGUUUUAUAUUCUGAGUAUUUGAAGAAAAAAUUUGUGGUUGGUAAAAAGAUUCAAGCAAGAGUUUACUCAUCAAACGAGAAGAGUGUUAUUUUCACAUCAAAGCCAUCUUUCCUCAAAGAAGAUACAUUUUUUCAUGAUUUGAAAACAGUCCAAUUGAAUCAAAUUUAUCCAGCCCUUGUAUUGAAAGCUAAAGUCCAUGGAUUGGUUUUAUCAUUUUUUAAUAAUAUCGAAGGAUAUGUUCCUUUCAAAGAGUACAACUUUCAAGUAACACAAGAAUAUAGGGACAAUCCUUCUGCUUUCUUCUACUCUGGGCAAGUGAUUAAAGUACGAGUUCUAUCAGUGAAAACUGAUAGAAUAAUAGCAACGCUUAAGUUAGAAGCUAGUUCGACACUUUGCCGUGCAAAGUUAGCACACAAUUCACAUCUUUCACACUUUCAAGUACUAAAAACAAAAAACCUAAACAUAAUCAACAAACACGAUGCCGGCAAGAACGAUACGAGAACUUCAGAAGCUCCAGAAAUUCCAGGCCUUCCCCUGUGUGGCCAAACUUCUUCCCCAUCGCGGCUAUGUGUUGAGAGGGCUGUGAUUCACCCCUUAUCUUCUAUUUCAAAUUUCUUCUCUGCAGGGACAAAAAAAAUCAAUGAGGCUGAGUCAUCUUCAGAUGAUGAAGAAGAUGAAGAAAAUCUAAAUAAGAAGCAAAAUAAAUUUAAAAAUAGAAAUGUGGACCAAACACAGGAAAUUGAAAGUAUUGAGCACUAUGAUAAACUUCUAAUGAAAAACUCAAAUUCUUCCACAUUGUGGUUGAAGUAUAUAGCAUUCUGCUUAUCGAUACAAGAAUUUGAAAAAGCUAGGAACAUUGGAAGAAGAGCCUUAGCAUCUAUAAAUAUGACCUGUGAAGAUGAUAAAUUCAAUAUUUGGAUGACAUUACUGAGUAUAGAGAAUUUAUAUGGAACAAAGGAAUCCUUCGAAAAUGUGUUGGAGGAGGCUGUUAAACAGAAUGAUGCCUUCAAGGUCUACAAGAGAGUUACAGAUCUUCUUCUCAAAAGUGGUAAACAUGUUGAAUUAGAGGAGAAAAUAAGAAAAAUGAAAACGAAAUUCAAAAAUGAACCUUCGAUGUGGGUUCACAUUGCUAAGAUUUAUUAUCUUAUGGGAAAUUUCAAAGAAGCUAGAAAUAUAAAGAAUUUAUGCCUUAAGUCAAUUACUAUCAAGAAAGAACAGUACAACCUUAUAUUGAAAUUUGCAAUAAUGGAAUUCACCCAUGGGGAGAUUGAAACUGGUAUACUUAUAAUGGAAAGUGUACUCCUAACUUAUCAUAAUAAGAUAGGAGCUUGGAUGAUUUAUAUUGACCAACUAAUUAGUAAAAACCUAUACAAAGAGGCAAGGGAUGUUCUAAACAGGGCCAUUUCUCUUUCUCUUCCUCUGAAAUCAACCAAAGUUAUAUACCAUAAAUAUAGAACAUUUGAAGAAAAAUAUGGAACACCAGAAACACUUGCUGCCUUCAAAGAAAAGGCAAAACGUAUUUUGCAAGAAAAAAUACAAGUUGUGUCCUGAUGAGAUUGAUAUUUAAGAUGUAUGUAAAUAUGUGAUACUCUCGUUAAUGUAGAUGGUUUCGUUAUAUGAAUAAAUACUUAAAUAUUA